CUUGAUUCGGAUGUUGUGGGUAUGGAACAGUACGUUGAGAUGCCGUGGUAGGCUAGAUAGGCCGGCUAUUAGUAAUAGUGUCAAACCCCGGCCUCCUGUAGGCCGCCAAGGUCAGUCGAUCGCUGGAGAUGUCGUGGCGAUAGACGUUGUCACCUCUGCAAAAGGCAAUUGCCUGCUUCUCUGGCUAAGCACCGAUGCAAUGAGUCGUCUGUUGACAUAUAAGUAAGACCCCGCUCCUCUUCUUCUGUAGUCAUAUAGUCUUAGCUCUUCCAAACUCGAUCACUAUCUGUCUUUCACGUGCAAUUGAUUCAACAAAAUGCAGACGAAGAUAUUUGCUGCCAUCUUUCUGUUUGCUCCUUUUGGGGCCACGCAGGAUCUAGAUCUCGACGACUUCCCACGAGCUUGCCAACAGGCCUGUCAAGACAUAUCUCGCUUAUCAAAUGAUUGCGACAACCAGACUAGUAGUGACAGAGACGAGAUAAACUGUGUCUGCAAUGGCAAUAACGCCGAAGAACAGGCUAGGAACUGCGCCGCCUGUGUGAAAGCUAACGUUCGAGGUGACGAUGACGACGACGACGACGACGACGAUCUUGUUGACGUUUUUCGUGCUUGCGGUUGGAACUAUGAUGAAGUUAGUUCCACAACCACUUCCGGCACGGCAAGCAGCACAGCGAGCACAAGCAGCGUGAUAACUACGACCGAGACUUUCCCAGCCAGCACCACUACAAAUAAUGAAUCUGGAACCUCUACCACGGAAACGUUUCCAGCGAGUACGGUCACGUCUACAGAGCCAGCUUCCCCAAGCAACACAGAAAGCGAUACUCCUGAUAACGCUGCCGCUGGGGUUACUGCUGGCGUGCGUGUCGUCGCGGCUGGCUUGAUGGCUGCCCUCCCUGUUAUUCUAUAGACUAAGCUUCGCAUGUAAGUCUCGCGAGGUCAUAAGACUCGGUGAUACUAUCGAAAAUAGGUAUACAAUGAACGCACAGUUGUAAAUUAGACUGUUGUUGUUCUGUUUCUUUUAGAUUAAUAUCCAAG
Messenger RNA from Xylaria bambusicola, 1035 nucleotides. RefSeq lists its product as uncharacterized. NCBI's taxonomy places the organism in Eukaryota, Fungi, Ascomycota, Sordariomycetes, Xylariales, Xylariaceae. The coding region runs from base 317 to 907 and encodes 196 amino acids. The transcript has 2 exons. The record is from RefSeq and is a predicted model, not a curated record.